GUUAGAGAAGUAGAAGGAUCCACUCCGGUGCCGGCCGAUAUGGCAGCGUUUCAUACGAGACCAUUCGACUCAGUAAUCGUCUCGCCGAAUAUUGCCUUUGAGUUAAUGUGUAACCUUCCGGAGAAAUUUCAAAUUAAAACGCCAGAACGCAUUUUUCGACUUUCUCACGAGGGAAAUUCUUCAUGA
Molecule: messenger RNA, 186 nt
Organism: Gongylonema pulchrum
Lineage: Eukaryota; Metazoa; Nematoda; Chromadorea; Rhabditida; Gongylonematidae
Source: the annotation of a GenBank genome assembly